UAGUCUGAUCGGAGCUAUCCAGUAGCCAUGGCGGAGCCGAUUUCCAACGGCACGACCGUUUCCAAGAAAUGCUUCAAGAAAGCUGUAACCAAAACCCAGAAGAAGGAAGGAAAGCGCAGGCGAUGCCGCAGGGAGAGCUAUUCUGUUUAUGUCUACAAGGUGCUGAAGCAGGUGCACCCCGACACCGGCAUCUCGUCCAAGGCCAUGAACACCAUGAACUCCUUCGUCGGUGACAUCUUCGAGCGCAUCGCGGGUGAGGCGUCGCGCCUGGCGCACUACAACAGGCAUUCGACCAUCACGUCCCGGGAGAUCCAGACGGCCGUGCGCCUGCUGCUGCCCGGGGAGCUGGCCAAGCACGCCGUGUCCGAGGGCACCAAGGCCGUCACCAAGUACACCAGCGCCAAGUAGAG
Molecule: messenger RNA, 410 nt
Organism: Herpailurus yagouaroundi (jaguarundi)
Lineage: Eukaryota; Metazoa; Chordata; Mammalia; Carnivora; Felidae
Product: histone H2B type 1-A-like
Exons: 1
Coding region: 28-408 (126 amino acids)
Cellular component (GO): nucleosome
Molecular function (GO): protein heterodimerization activity; DNA binding; structural constituent of chromatin
Source: RefSeq, a predicted model, not a curated record